Messenger RNA from Lytechinus variegatus (green sea urchin), 2928 nucleotides. Its product is annotated as neuralized-like protein 2. Bases 190 to 1059 code for a protein of 289 amino acids. The record is from RefSeq and is a predicted model, not a curated record. The transcript is spliced from 3 exons. Gene Ontology annotation, molecular function: ubiquitin protein ligase activity. NCBI's taxonomy places the organism in Eukaryota, Metazoa, Echinodermata, Echinoidea, Temnopleuroida, Toxopneustidae. Gene Ontology annotation, biological process: intracellular signal transduction.
UUCACAGCACAGCUGUGACUGAGUGUGAACAACUCACAACACAACUUAUGCAGGCAGUGUCAGUGUGAUCUCGACUCAGAAUAGUGCCCAGAGAAAUCAUCUGCAUCUGCUAACCUGUUUAGCUGUAUUUUUAUCCUGCGCUUUGAUGUGUGGUGAGCUGCUGAUCAUUGUUGGAAGUCAACAGAUGCAAUGCCACUUUACAGAUUUCAUGAAAACCAUGGGGUUAAUGUGCGGCGCAGCGAGGAUGGUGAGGUUGCCAAGCGUACCUCCAGCUUUGCUAAUGCAAUCACUUUCAGUGAGAACUCCAUCCAACCUGGAGAGAUAUUCAUGGUAGAGGUUGAUGAACAAGAAUCUGGAUGGAGUGGACAUCUCAGGUGUGGACUGACACAGCAUUGCCCUUCCAGAAUGGCAGCACUCGCUCCUGGUGAUGCCAUUGGGCCGGCUGAAGCGAUAGGAGAUGUCAUUCGUAUUCCUCAGUACUCCAUGCCAGAUCUGACUAGCAUGGGCAAAUCAUGGAUCUUUGCAAUCACGAAGCAUCACAAUAAAGUGCCGCGCACAAUACAGGAUGAUGACGAAGAGCAGAUGGAAGCGAGCUCUUUCAUCCAGAACUUCGGGAAUGCCCUUCAAGUCGGUAACAAGAUCCUGCCCCAAUCUCUCCUGGUCAAAGACUUCUGUCACAUAGACUUGGAAACCCCUGGUCAUUCUCUGUACAAGAAUGGCAAGCAGUUCUUGGCUACAUCGAUAGGUAGUAGAAUCGGCAUUACGUAUGAGAUACAGACAAUUUCACCCAAUGAACAAAGGGCAAACAUGCAUCUUAUCAUUAAUGGGGAAGAUCAGGGCUCAUCUCCAAUGGACAAUGCAGACUUGGAAAGCCCAUUUUAUGCCAUAGUGGAUGUCUAUGGAACUACUAAACAAGUCAGAAUAGUUCAGCUGAAUUAUGUUCCCACUCUUCAGGAGUGCUGUCGGAUGAGAAUACGAACCUGCAUCAAGGAGAACCAGGUGGCUAGACUACCCCUUCCUGCAAAGCUCAAACGCUUCCUAAGAUUUGAACCAAUGUAAUGUGAACUCAUUGCUAAGAGGUAAAAGGUCAAACACACUUCAGGGCAGGAUGGACUUGCUUGCUUCAGGACCCUGUUACUGGACACUAGUUUUACCAUAAAUUGUAUCUUUCUUCAGUUGCUUUCUUGGUUUAUUAAUAAUACUCAAUAGCCAAUCAAAAUCAUCAUUAUUUCCAUGCAAAUAACUGAACCUGUAGAUGGCUAUAAAGCCAUGUUUGUAAGUAUAUUGCAACAGGUGCUCAUCCCCCCAAAUGUUCAUGGUUUUAGGCAUUUGUCUAAUAAUUUGGGUAGUUGUAGGUCCAUGGUUAUGACAUGGCAUAGUAAUAUAUUUUAUUUUCCCAAUGUAUGGGGGUGAUUUUGAAACAUUGUGCAAUCAACUGGUUACUAAGCAGUAUGGAAAACAUACAUUGACAGUAGCUGACUCGCCUGUCUGGCUACAUGUAACAUUUGAUAAUAGUUUACACUUGAGUUUACUUUCUGAGCCAGAACCAUAGAGUGACCAAACCAAAACAAUGGCCAUGGGUUCACUUGACCUUUUCUUAUGUUCUAGCUGUAAAGUUUCAUGUGUCAACUAUUUUCAAAAGAUGUUGACUUGGUCAGUAGCCCUCUUAUGUGACACUGAGUGAGGGUCCUGUACGUUGUUUAACCUUCAACAUGUAUGGGAUGCUAAAACUAUGUUCGUUAUCAUAUUUACUGUAGUCAUGUUUCCCAAGCAAUAACCCCAAAAUAUGGUAAGUUUUCAGCCUUCUUUUGGCACUUCUGUGAUGGCCUAGUUUCAGCCGUGGUCGAUCCUAGCCAUUUGUGGUGACUUUGUUGCACAAUGUAAUAGCAAUUUUGCACGCUAGGUACAGUAUGUUGCAUUUUUUGUAAACUCAACUGUCAAAUCGAUUGCAGUGCUCAUGGCUUGGUAACCACAUUCAGUUUUUGUUAUAUUUUCAUCUUACUUUAUGAUUUAAUCUUUCAUUCUAUCAUGACCUCAGGGGUGUUUCACAGAGAUUUAAGAGUGACUUUAGAGUUGUGCUUAACCUCCUAUUUGCAUGCGGUUUAAAAGGCAUCAUCGCAUUGGUCAAAUUAUGCUAAGACGUGCUGCUGUGUAUUAUUAAGAUAUUACGGUGUUACACAACAUGUGGGCAUCUGCACUAAGCUUGACUUUCUGUCACUUUAAAUCUUUUUGAACCCCCUCCCCUGGUCAAACAUUUGUAAAGCUGCAUUAUUUUGAUAGAAUCAGUCGAAAUGAUAGUGUUUUUGGUUUAGAAUUCUAUUUUUUGACCAUAGAUGUAGGCCUACUUUAUACUAAAUAAUUUUCAAAAAAUCAAUUGUUUUGUACAGGGCUGCUUUUAAUAUAAAAUUCCUUACAUUUCCAUAUAAUGUGCAGGGAAUCUUUUCCCUGGCCUGAGAUGUGUUUCCUUCCUUUUGAUAGAGAAAGGAUGAUUAUUUGAGGAAGCUAAUAGUUUUGAAGCUGCCUAUAUUGUGAUCUAUUUAUUUGCUAGAAAAGAUAUAUUUUUAUCUUCCCGAAGAGAAACAAUUUAUGUACAUGUAAAUAGACAUGUGUGAUAAUGAAAUCAUUAGCAAUGUAUACUGUAAUGGAAUGCUGUCAUUAUCAAGCAUCACAGAUGGUUGUUGACCUGUGGUGUGCAGUGAUUACUUGUUCAGCCAGGCAUAAUUUUAUGCUGUUUAAGAAGCUAAUUUAGACUCGGAGUCUAUUCAAUAUUCAUCAUCUUCUUUUAAAAUAGAUCUUGUGCUUAAUAAAUCAAGAUCACCAACUCAGUGUUCAAUACAAUGUAAUUUCUUUUUUUAAGCUUGGUUAUUGCAAUCAGUAAGAUGCAUGAUGCUCAAAUGCAUUCAUAUUUUGCUCGUAAUUGUUGUUAUC